Messenger RNA from Prorocentrum cordatum, 379 nucleotides. NCBI's taxonomy places the organism in Eukaryota, Dinophyceae, Prorocentrales, Prorocentraceae. The record is from the annotation of a GenBank genome assembly.
GCUCGCCCAGCGCCUCAGGCGCAAGAAGACGCCCACGUCGGACGAGCUGCUGGGACGUGCGGCAGAUUUCCAGAGGUACCUGGACGAGAUGCCGUGCACCCUGGACCCGUACAGGAUGGGUCGAACCAGCCAGACGUCUAUGGUGGUAUCCACGGGAAGCAUGAACAGCGAGGCCGGCGAGGGCUGCGCCAACGUCGAGAGGCAGUUCACUGUCAAGCAGCCCAGCGAGGCGAGCGUGGACGAGAGUGCCCUGCCCUUCAUCGACAGCGUCCUCAGCUCGCGCUGGUCUCUGGAGGACGGCACGGCGGAGAUCGGCGAUGCGGCCGAGACAGCGGAAGCUACGCCAGCGGACAUCAAGCCUCGAAGAUCAGAAGACAGG